AAGAAGAUUAGAUUUGAUUCCAACUGGAUUAAAAAAGAAGGGAUUGGAGAUGUUAUCAAAGAAGCUUGGAACCAGCAGCAAGAAGGGACUCCUAUGUUCAGAGUCCAUGAAAAAAUCAAAACCACAAGGCUAGCCUUGCUAAUCUGGAACAGAGGCAUCCACACAAAUGCUGAGCAUAAAAUCAAGAGGCUAUCUUCUCAACUGGAAGACAUGAAAGAUCUGGGUGGCAACAGGGAUUGGAUGGAAUGGGACAAACUCAAAAAAGAGUUGGACAAAGCUUAUGAACAAGAAGAAAGCUUUUGGAAACAAAGAUCUAGAAAUCAGUGGCUCAAGGAGGGAGACCGUAACACGAGAUUUUUCCAUGCUUUAACCCUGCAAAGAAGGAAAAAAAAUGCAAUUACCAGACUCAUUGAUAGAGAAGGAGAAGUCAGAGAAUCCCAAGAGGAGAUAACAGCCUGUGUUCUGGACUUCUACAAACUCUUUUUCACUUCCGAAGGCUCAGGGAGAGAGAACCUAUUGCUUCCUCUUCUUCCUCAGGUCAUCUCUGAAGAGGACAACAACAACCUUAUUGCCAAAGUGGAGGAAUCAGAAAUCAAAGAAGCUCUAUUCAGCCUCAACCCAGACAAAUCUCCGGGUUCUGAUGGUAUGUCCCCAAAAUUCUUUCAAACUUACUGGGACAUCAUUAAGCAAGAUCUAU
Molecule: messenger RNA, 697 nt
Organism: Striga hermonthica
Lineage: Eukaryota; Viridiplantae; Streptophyta; Magnoliopsida; Lamiales; Orobanchaceae
Source: the annotation of a GenBank genome assembly